GUACGACUUGCUGUUCAAUACGAGUCAAUGCCAUGUGGAAAGGAAUCAGUAAAACCUGUCCCAUCGGUAACAUUGUUACUGCCAGUCGCGGACAUUAACAACACAUCUGGAUCAUCAUCUGUCUGUCCGAAUGACAUAGAUAUCAGUGAAUCACUGUUGUCUAAUGGUUUAGUGUUUGUUGAACCAAUUCAACCUCAAUUUGUAAAACGGCUACCACGUAAUCUACUGCAAAAGUAUCUGGAUGCACAAUCAUUAGCCAAAAAAGAGCGUAAGAACAUUUGGCGUUAUGGUGAUUUCCGUGCAGAUGUGGACCAGUUGUGA
Messenger RNA from Schistosoma turkestanicum, 321 nucleotides. The record is from the annotation of a GenBank genome assembly. NCBI's taxonomy places the organism in Eukaryota, Metazoa, Platyhelminthes, Trematoda, Strigeidida, Schistosomatidae.